AUGACGCUUUUUCGCUUUUGUAAUUGUACAUUGAUACGCAAUCAUGCCUUAAUAGUUGAUGAUCUUUGGAUUCGUCAUGGAAAGAUUAUCGAUCCUGAAAAAGUAUUUUUCGAUGAAAGAAUUCAAGCUGACGUGGAAUACGAUUGUCGCGGAGUGCUAGUCGCACCGGGUUACAUCGAUUUACAAAUUAACGGAGCGUUUGGUCACGACUUUUCUUCUCCCGAUGAAGCAAGUGAAGAAAUGCUUUUACUCGUCGCACAAAAGUUAACCGCACAUGGCGUCACUGCAUUUGUACCAACUGUAGUCAGCUCCAAACCGGAAACAUACAAGGCAGUAUUACCGAAGUACAAGCGUCGAGCUGGUUCUGCCAAAGAUGGUGCAACUAUUCUCGGUAUUCAUAUUGAAGGCCCAUUUAUCGAUGAGAAGAAACGUGGUGCUCAUCGAACUGAUUUUCUUCGAACAGCUCCAAAUGGAAUAGAAGAUUUGCUUUCAUGUUACGGCUCAUUUAAUGAUGUUUCCAUCAUAACUAUAGCACCCGAAAUUCCGAAUAUGAUCGAAACUGUCAUACCGGAAUUAGUACAAAAGCAUAACAUCGUGGUUUCUGUGGGCCACUCGAUAGCUUCAUUAGAUAUCGGUGAACGUGCUGUUUGUGCCGGUGCUAGAUUCAUCACUCAUUUAUUCAAUGCAAUGCUACCAUUUCAUCAUCGUGAUCCAGGUCUUGUUGGUCUUCUAACAAGUCAUCGUUUACCCACAACAUCAAUUGUUCAUUACGGUUUAAUUGCUGACGGUAUUCAUACGCACUCAGCUGCCGUACGUCUUGCACAUCGAGUACAUCCUCAAGGUCUUGUUCUGGUAACUGAUGCUGUACCAGCAUUAGGACUUCCGGAUGGGACAUAUCACAUGGGUGCUGAAAAGAUUCUUGUGGAAAAUAAGCGUGCAACCAUUGCCGGUACACAAACUUUAUGUGGCAGUAUUGCAUCAUUAGCCGAAUGUGUUCAAAAUAUGCGACAAGCUUUACUUGAUGGAGAAAUAAGUAAACAUGGUGAAGUAAAGAUAGACAAACAAUUCGUUGUCGAAUGUAUUGACGCUGCAACUCUGCAUCCAGCCUCAGUUCUUCAUAUCGAAAAUCAAAAGGGAACAUUAUCAUUUGGUGCAGAUGCUGAUUUCAUUUUUCUUGACGAUAAGCUAAAUGUAUUAUCAACAUUCAUUGCUGGUGAACAAGCAUGGACAGUCAAUGAUAGCUGGUCAAUAAACAAUUUACGUACGAAAAACUCGAGUCAAUAA
This is a messenger RNA of Adineta ricciae, 1284 nucleotides long. The record is from the annotation of a GenBank genome assembly. NCBI's taxonomy places the organism in Eukaryota, Metazoa, Rotifera, Eurotatoria, Adinetida, Adinetidae.